Molecule: messenger RNA, 592 nt
Organism: Osmerus eperlanus (European smelt)
Lineage: Eukaryota; Metazoa; Chordata; Actinopteri; Osmeriformes; Osmeridae
Gene: rps16
Product: ribosomal protein S16
Exons: 6
Coding region: 111-551 (146 amino acids)
Biological process (GO): maturation of SSU-rRNA from tricistronic rRNA transcript (SSU-rRNA, 5.8S rRNA, LSU-rRNA); translation
Cellular component (GO): ribosome; cytosolic small ribosomal subunit
Molecular function (GO): structural constituent of ribosome; RNA binding
Source: RefSeq, a predicted model, not a curated record
AAAUCCGUUUAGCCGCAUGUCGACUGUGAACUGUCGUACCUCUGCCCCUGAUGUUCGGCGUGAGAAACCCGUUCGGCCUCUCCGUACGGCACUCUAGCUGAAGACUAAACAUGCCGGCUAAAGGUCCUCUGCAAUCUGUCCAAGUUUUUGGACGCAAAAAAACCGCCACAGCAGUUGCUCACUGCAAGAGGGGAAAUGGCCUUAUCAAGGUGAACGGCAGACCCCUGGAGAUGAUUGAGCCAGCCACUCUCCAGUACAAGCUUCAAGAGCCAGUGCUGUUGCUGGGUAAGGAGCGUUUUGCUGGGGUUGACAUCAGAGUCCGGGUGAAGGGUGGUGGACACGUCGCCCAGAUCUACGCUAUCCGUCAGUCCAUCUCCAAAGCCCUGGUCGCUUACUAUCAGAAGUAUGUGGACGAGGCCUCCAAGAAGGAGAUCAAGGACAUCCUGAUUCAGUACGACAGGACCCUGCUGGUUGCCGAUCCUCGUCGCUGCGAGUCCAAGAAGUUCGGUGGACCUGGAGCCCGUGCCCGUUACCAGAAGUCCUACCGUUAAUCUCUCUGUACAUUUUCAUAUAAUAAAAUUGAGGGACAAAA